GCCCCUGCAUUGUUAACUUGCACGGUCCCGUUCCGUAGCCCUGAAGGGGAUCUGCCACAGUGGAUUUGUCAGCGCGCAGGACGGGAGGAGAGGUUUUACGCACUAGUUCCGAGCGUGUUGGAGGAAAAGUAAAAAAGUAAAGAGAAGGGAGGGAAUCCUGUUCUCAUGGUGGCUCCUUCAUCUGCCCGUCGAGGAGAGCGCGGUGAAGUGCUGGCCGAUUGAAUGUCACCUCCAGUCACCAUGGAUUACGGACGGACCAUGGCUCCUCCGGUGCCCCCACACAAGCCCACACCCGCCCGGGCAGGGCAGGCGCAGGAGCGGCUGCUGAAGUGUAUCCUGCUCGGAGACGGAGCGGUGGGCAAAACCAGCCUGGUGGUCAGCUAUACAACCAAUGGAUACCCAACUAAAUACGUCCCUACUGCAUUUGAUGACUUCUCGGCUGUGGUUCAGGUGGAUGGCAGCCCGGUUAGGCUACAGUUGUGUGACACUGCAGGACAGGAUGAGUUUGACAAGCUCCGCCACUUUUGCUAUAGCCGCGCUGACGCCUUGCUGCUCUGCUUCAGCGUGGUCAGCCCUGCCUCCUUUCAAAACGUCUGGGAGAAGUGGGUCCCCGAAAUCCGCCGCCGAUGCCCUCUCACCCCCAUCCUCCUCGUCGGCACGCAGUGCGACCUGCGGCAGGACGUCAAAGUGCUGAUCGAGCUUGCAAGGCGGAGGGAGAGGCCGGUGCUGGAGGAAGACGCCAGAGCACUGUCGGAAAAAAUCGGUGCAGUGACGUACAUUGAGUGCUCGGCGCUGACACAAAAGAAUCUGAAGGAGGUGUUUGACGCAGCCAUCGCUGUGGGGCUGCGGCACUCUGACAGGAGAGCGAGACGGGAGAGGAAGGUCCGCAGCACAGCAGAUAAGAUGAAGAUGCUCUCCAAGUCCUGGUGGAAGAAGUAUGUGUGCGUUCAGUAGGGAGGAAGCAGACGUUGAUCCUGUGACUGGUGAUAAAACUGGAACUGCCAGCUUGUUGCGACUGAGUUGGAUUGAGUAAGGACUAUUCUUAUGUUCACCUGGACGACCCCUGGUACGGCAGGCAGAAAGACUUUAAUUCAGUGAAGCAAUACCUGUAUGACUGUAACCAGCAUUUCAACCAAAAAAUUAUGGAGCUAAUAAAGUUUUAUGGCACAUGGACUGAAUAUCAUACUGGACAUGUCCAAAGGAAAUGUGAGCUGACGUGGAGGGGAGGGCUUCAGACAGUGAUGUUAUGUACUAAAAGUAUACUCCUCCUAUGUCUCUGAUUUGAUACCCUUCUUUAACAAAGUGUAUUAUUUUUUUGUGUUCUACACUGUACUUUAUCCCACAACACUUCUGAAUAAUCCUUUUUAUUUCUCUGAAAUCAGAACAUGAAGUCGAUAUAAGCUGCUCGGUUUAAAUCCCUAAUCAAAGAUGCGAUAAAUCUACUGUUGAAAGUCAAAGCCAGUUGUGCACCUUGUUUCCAAAAAUCAGAAGCAACUCCAGUAUGAGAUAUAUAAACGAUCAAAUUUAUUUUAACUCAUUUUCUUUUAGAUUGCAAUCACAUGUAAAUGAAUAUAAAUUUUUUUUAUCUGUGAGUUCUUGAGGAUGAGAAGCUGUGGUUUGAACCUGUUGUAGUCGUUCAGUUCUGUAUUACUACGGGCUGGUGAUUUCUCUGCACCAGCUUGUUCGUGCCACAUUUUUAGGUGUUGAUCCAGCCAUCACACUGUUAGAGCUCUGUAAGCUCCUCAUUGAUACACCUGAUGCCACAACAAUGUUAACAGAGUACACCAAAUGCCUAUUAAUACUGAUUACCCAACCUAUACUGGAUACAUGCAGGCUGUGGGUUUUGGAGGUUUCACUUGACUGAAAACAUUCACCUGAAGUGUUUAAAAAAAAAAAGCCAGUUUGUUCACUUAUCAAACUUUACUGUUACAGUUCUGCGGCAAUAAGUUGGGUGGUGCCACUAUACAUUGCACUUAUCACACACACAGUCCAAACACAGCACCUGAGUCCUGCCAUGCGAUGGCCUUUAGACCAGUGACGUGAAUAAGAUAUCGAGCAGGUAAAUGCAUCCGUGGUGCUUGAGAUGUUGUUUACUCAGUGUCCGAUCUACAUCUUCCAUACACUACCCACUGAUUUGGAUGAUCACAGGGUCUUUCUUUGCCACUGCAGUCAGGGCCUUAAACAGAUAAUUAUACAUAUUUGUCAGUCAGUAUAUUGGAACUCUCUCCUCUUGUGAAAUGAUACAGUAAAUGAGGUGAAAUCAUCAAAGCGACUGAUUCUAUGUUUGCUUCUUAUUUUUCAGAAGCCUGUCAUUCAGCUCUGUUUAUUUAUCUGUUCCUUCCAGGCCAAUAACUGAUCAGCAGCAAUACAGAGCAGAUGUAUGAAAUAUUGUAUGUCAUUAUGUAUGUUACAUAGUAACCAUUUAUGAUGUUUGUAAUGUCAUCGGGAUAAAUCUGUGGCUACAUACAGUAUAUAAGUGACUCAAGUCAUUGGUUUUGCUGUCCAAUUCAAAAUGGUACUUAACAGUAUGAGUGUUUAAGUUUGUCUGAGAGCGGUUUGUUGAGCUGUAUGAGCAGAACACAAUAAAAUGUGAAAUAUUUAA
Messenger RNA from Scatophagus argus, 2602 nucleotides. RefSeq names its product ras homolog family member Ub (gene rhoub). Gene Ontology annotation, biological process: small GTPase-mediated signal transduction. Lineage: Eukaryota; Metazoa; Chordata; Actinopteri; Scatophagidae. Gene Ontology annotation, molecular function: GTPase activity; GTP binding. Bases 223 to 954 code for a protein of 243 amino acids. The transcript is spliced from 3 exons. The record is from RefSeq and is a predicted model, not a curated record.